UCUCUCAGUCUACAAUUCCUACUUGACGGUUAAACUCAGAUGAUUGAGUUGUUUUAAAUUUUUUAAAUAAUUAAAUAGUAAUCCUGCGAAAAGAUAUCUUAAAUAAAAAUGAGUCGCAAAGAAGCUCUUUCAUCUUUUAUUCAACAAAUACAUGGGCGUCCCGUUGUCGUGAAAUUAAACAGCGGUGUCGACUAUAGAGGAGUACUUGCCUGUCUGGACGGUUACAUGAAUAUUGCUUUGGAACAAACAGAAGAAUAUGUGAAUGGACAGCUCAAAAACAAAUAUGGUGAUGCAUUUAUAAGGGGAAAUAAUGUGCUUUACAUUAGCACGUCAAAAAGAAGAAUGUAAUUAGUUUUAAAUAUCAUUUAACAAGUAACAUAAGUACAUACAUAACUUUAUUAUAUUCUUAUAUUACAUUAAUAACUCGUGUAUAAAUUAAACUUGAUAUUUUUUUAUGGUUGAAAAAGAAACAGGACAGGUUUAUGAAGUGGUUGAAUUUAUCCAUUUUAUAAGUUUUUUGCUCCAGGAUAUGUAUAAUAAAACUUAACAUCUUCACUGAUCUGUAAAUUUAUUAAGAACUAUUAGAUUUUUUUUUGUUUAGCUAUACUAUUUUUAAUAUGUAUAUAUUAUAUUAAAAAAUAGCUUCAAUGUCAAGUUCACCUCUGUCUUUUGAUUUAAUUGCAUUAAAGGUACUUCUACAGACUUA
Molecule: messenger RNA, 706 nt
Organism: Pieris rapae (cabbage white)
Lineage: Eukaryota; Metazoa; Arthropoda; Insecta; Lepidoptera; Pieridae
Product: U6 snRNA-associated Sm-like protein LSm6
Exons: 2
Coding region: 109-348 (79 amino acids)
Biological process (GO): mRNA splicing, via spliceosome; maturation of SSU-rRNA
Cellular component (GO): nucleolus; P-body; U6 snRNP
Molecular function (GO): RNA binding
Source: RefSeq, a predicted model, not a curated record